Molecule: messenger RNA, 533 nt
Organism: Drosophila pseudoobscura
Lineage: Eukaryota; Metazoa; Arthropoda; Insecta; Diptera; Drosophilidae
Gene: HINT1
Product: histidine triad nucleotide binding protein 1
Exons: 2
Coding region: 31-471 (146 amino acids)
Biological process (GO): purine ribonucleotide catabolic process
Cellular component (GO): nucleus; cytoplasm
Molecular function (GO): hydrolase activity
Source: RefSeq, a predicted model, not a curated record
AAUUGCCACCAGUUGGCAGUCCGCCUUUUGAUGAAUUUUGUUCGUGUUUUAAGUUGCAGUUCUCGGUCUUUUGCUACAACUUUCGCUAGAAUGGCGAGCGAGGUAGAUAAGGCGCAAACGGCUGCUCCAAGCGAAGACACAAUUUUUGGCAAGAUUUUACGAAAGGAGAUACCAUGCAACUUUAUCCACGAGGAUGACAAGUGCGUGGCUUUCCAUGAUGUGGCUCCCCAGGCUCCCACUCAUUUUCUUGUGAUUCCAAGAAAACCAAUUGCCCAGCUCUCCCUGGCGGAAGAUGGCGAUGGCGAACUGCUUGGUCACCUCAUGCUCGUGGGCCGCAAGGUGGCCAAAGAACUCGGCCUGGAGAAGGGCUACCGCGUGGUCAUCAACAAUGGCCAACAUGGAGCGCAGUCUGUGUACCAUUUGCACUUGCAUUUCCUCGGCGGUCGUCAAUUGCAGUGGCCCCCUGGCUAAGAACCUCUCCCCAUAGGCGAUAAAAUCUUCCAAAUAUAUAUAUAUAUAUUAUGGCAUACAUA